Molecule: messenger RNA, 818 nt
Organism: Funneliformis geosporum
Lineage: Eukaryota; Fungi; Glomeromycota; Glomeromycetes; Glomerales; Glomeraceae
Source: the annotation of a GenBank genome assembly
GACAAUAAUCACGUGGAAAAGAUCUUGUUUGUUGGGCUCCUCCCACUAGGACAAUCAAGCUUCCUUUCUGGGUUAAAUAAUGUAGUGCCCUAUCCAAUGCACAACCUACCAAGCAGUUCCGGCCGUGCUUUUUUCUCUGAUUCAUUUGGACUUACCGAAAUGGAAGUUGCUUCUCUGCUAGAACAAAAAAAAAUAAUUGACAAACUUGAUAUCCUGAAACGUUACUAUAAUGGAUAUCAAACGAGCACUGGUGUUCGUAUUUUCAACCCACAUUCAGUGAUAUCUUAUCUAUAUAACAACGUUAUCAAUUAUUAUUGGAUCAACAGUAGUCAUACAACUACACUUGUAAAAUACCUAAAAAUGUGUGGACCGGAUAUUAAAGAACUGCUAUAUAAUCUUUUAUAUUCCUUCUACCAAUCACAAGGUGUUGAUUUAUUACAAGAUGUGGAACUCAAGUCGCAUCUCCGAUACGAUAUCAUUGAUAAGAAUCCAGAUAUAAACGCAAUAUAUACUUUAUUAUACUACAGUGGUUACUUGACCGUGGUAUCAUCAACAGAUAUUACGAUGGUUAAACUAGUUAUCCCAAAUGAAGAGGUAGCAUACCAAUGGAAGUUAUGGAUUUUUGAUAUUAUAGGCAUGGAACGUGUAAAGACAAACGGAAUCUACGAAUCGUUGUUCAAAAAAAAUAUUGUAGCGUUUUGUGAGCAAUUUCCAUCAUUUUAUAUGGAGUUAGUGUCUUGUUAUGAUAUUGCCGAUGCCAAAAGAUGUAGAUUAUACGAAACAUGGUAUCAUUCAUUUAUUCUCGGAGCACUUGCUAU